Molecule: messenger RNA, 1383 nt
Organism: Astrephomene gubernaculifera
Lineage: Eukaryota; Viridiplantae; Chlorophyta; Chlorophyceae; Chlamydomonadales; Astrephomenaceae
Source: the annotation of a GenBank genome assembly
CUGAGAGGUGAAGAUAAUGCGGACAAACCUGAGCUGGACUGCCUCGCAUCACAAUCCGUGACUGGCUUUUGCUUGCGCAAUGCAUCCGUAAACAUAAGCUUCUAGAUCGAUGACUUCGUUAGCUACAGCGUUAACAGCAGCGGCGACGCUUUGUCGCUUUCCGGCUUCAAGCGUCGCCAUUGCAACUAGCUCCAUCGGCGCAGCGCUUGCUGGACCCCGUGUGAACCCAAGUUUAGCAGCCAGAUGUAUUCAUAAUACUGCCGUCUCGGCUUCUUCAGCCGGCCGCUGGGCGCAGGGGAGACCCUCCAGCCUACCGCCGGCGGGUUCCGGAGCGGCACCCAAGCUAGGCUUUGCUCCUGCCGCUCUAGGAGCCGGCGACCCAGGGCCAGGCCAGGCCUUCUUCCGCACCCGAUGGCCCUACCUGACAGCACUUGGCCUGGCUGCGUCAGGAGCGCUCGCCUACACCGUGUUUCGGGAACCCGUGGUCACGCAGCGUGUCUACCUGGACUUUGAGGUCGCCGGCCGACCCGCGGGUCGCGUGGUGGUGGGACUGUACGGCAAGGAGGCGCCGCAAACCUGCGACAACUUCGCGGCACUAACCAGCCAUGAGCGCGGAUUCGGUUACCGUGGGUGUGCCGUACAUCGGGUGAUGCACGGCUGGUCGGUUUGGUCGGGCGACGUGACGGCGGGGGACGGCACCGGCGGCGUGAGCGUGUUCGGACCCAGCAUCGGCGUGGAGACGAUGAGUGUACGGCACCGACGUGGCGCGGUGUCGAUGGUGCUGGAUGAGGAGGGGCGCAUCAGGAGCCAGUUCUUCUUCACCCUGGUCACUACACCAGCAUUGGACCGGAAAGCAGCCGCAUUCGGUCGGGUGCUGGAGGGCAUUGAGGUGCUCGACCGCCUGUCGCGGCUGCCCACCGCAGCCCCGGCCGGGCAGCAGCAGGGGGCGGGGCAGCUAGCGGCCGCACAGGGGCCGGGCAGCGAGGGGCGGCCGCUGGUGGAGGUGCGGGUCAGCGACUGCGGCCUGGUGCCGGAGGGAGAGCAGGGGCAGGGGCAGAGGGCUGCGUGAGGAGGAGUGGAAGGGGGGGUGUUAGGAGGGAAGGGAUGAAAGGCGUGUGCGCUGGGUAGGAGGCAUAGAAGCGUGAACGGAGGCGUGCGCCAGGUGUUUGUGGAAGGAGGUUUGAAGGGGAGCUUGUUUAGGACAACGAAAGGGCGUGGGGCGUGCUGUGCAUGCAACAUGUCGAUGUGCAUAGCAUGCACGAAUGUUCAUAUAUGGUUUAUUGCCGGCUGGAGGAAGGAGAAAAUGCAACAUCGGCGUUGCGUGGUGCGAUUGGGUGGAUGUGACAGUUACAGGCGCAACUUGGCAAUCGCUGCUUGGCGUCG